CCCAGGUAGGCAGGACAGGCUGCGGGAGCCGCUCCUAUGGCAACCCGCGAGCUGCGGUGGCUUCAUGAAUAUUCCGGGGCGCGGGAGCCCAGCGUUGCCGGAGGGCGCUCUGGGGGAGGCGGCCGCUGAUGUAAGCCCGGCGGACUGCUGGGCUCCGCUCGGUUGCGGCGGGAACCCUAGGACAAGCCGUCCGGGCUCGGCCAAAGGAGGCGAGGCAAGCUUGCGAGUGGCUAGCCAGACAGCCCGGACGCCGGGACCGACGGAGAGCCCGCCUGCCCGCGGGACGCACGCCCGCCCGGGAGGCACGCGGUCCGUGUGCUCUGCGCUCCUGUGCGGUUUUCCAGACGCCGGGGCCAAAGCAGCGCUUCUCCCCGCGCCCAUUGUUUCCUGCGGGGGCGGGGCGCCUGGAGCCCGGCCGCGCGCCGCGCCCCUGAACACAGGAGGAAGGAAGGGAGGGAGUGCGGGGUCCCCGCGCCCGGCCCGGUCUGGGAGGAAGCGCCGCUCGGCGAGCCCAGGGACCCGGAGCAGAACCGGGAGCAUCCCCGCGGCACGCAGGCUGCCCUAGUAUGGGCGCCUGAGGCAGCCCGGCGCCAGCGGCGAAGGACGCGUCCGGGGGGCGGACCGACCGGCGGGCGGACCUGGAGCCGAUCCGCGGCGCCGCACCCGCGCCGGUGCCUCCAGCCCGGCGCCCGCUCCUGGCGCCAUGGACAAGCUGCCGCCGUCCAUGCGCAAGCGGCUCUACAGCCUUCCGCAGCAGGUGGGGGCCAAGGCGUGGAUCAUGGACGAGGAAGAGGAUGCCGAGGAGGAGGGGGCUGGGGGCCGCCAGGACCCCAGCCGCAGGAGCAUCCGGCUGCGGCCGCUGCCAUCGCCCUCGCCCUCAGCGGCCGCGGGCAGCACGGAGUCCCGGGGUGCGGCCCUCGGAGCCGCGGACGGCGAGGGGCCAGCCCGUGGGGCGGGCAAGUCCAGCACGAACGGCGACUGCAGGCGCUUCCGCGGGAGUCUGGCCUCGCUGGGCAGCCGGGGCGGCAGCGGGGCGGGUGGUGGCAGCAGUCACGGGCACCUGCAUGACUCCGCGGAGGAGCGGCGGCUCAUUGCUGAGGGCGACGCGUCCCCGGGCGAGGACAGGACGCCCCCAGGCCUGGCCGGCCAGCCCGAGCGCCCCUGCCCCUCGGCGCAGCCUGCAGCUUCUCCGCCGCUGCUCCAGCAGUCGCCGCAGUCGGCCUCUGCCUCCUGCGAGCAGCCCUCGGUGGACACCGCUAUCAAAGUGGAGGGAGGCGCGGCCGCGGGCGACCAGAUCCUCCCCGAGGCCGAGGUGCGCCUGGGCCAGGCCGGCUUCAUGCAGCGCCAGUUCGGGGCCAUGCUCCAGCCCGGGGUCAACAAAUUCUCCCUGCGGAUGUUUGGCAGCCAGAAAGCCGUGGAGCGGGAGCAGGAGAGGGUUAAGUCGGCCGGGUUUUGGAUUAUCCACCCCUACAGCGACUUCAGAUUCUACUGGGACCUGACCAUGCUGCUGCUGAUGGUGGGGAACCUGAUCAUCAUCCCUGUGGGCAUCACCUUCUUCAAGGAUGAGAACACCACACCCUGGAUUGUCUUCAAUGUGGUAUCAGACACAUUCUUCCUCAUCGACUUGGUCCUCAACUUCCGCACAGGGAUCGUGGUGGAAGACAACACAGAGAUCAUCCUGGACCCGCAGCGGAUUAAGAUGAAGUACCUCAAAAGCUGGUUUGUGGUAGAUUUCAUCUCCUCCAUCCCUGUGGACUACAUCUUCCUCAUUGUGGAGACACGCAUCGACUCGGAGGUCUACAAGACAGCUCGGGCCCUGCGCAUCGUCCGCUUUACCAAGAUCCUCAGCCUCUUGCGCCUCCUGCGUCUCUCCCGCCUCAUUCGAUACAUUCACCAGUGGGAAGAAAUCUUCCACAUGACCUAUGACCUGGCCAGCGCCGUGGUGCGCAUCGUAAACCUCAUCGGCAUGAUGCUCCUGCUCUGCCACUGGGAUGGCUGCCUGCAGUUCCUGGUCCCCAUGCUGCAGGACUUCCCCGAUGACUGCUGGGUGUCCAUCAACAACAUGGUGAACAACUCCUGGGGAAAGCAGUAUUCCUACGCCCUGUUCAAGGCCAUGAGCCACAUGCUGUGCAUCGGGUAUGGACGGCAGGCGCCUGUGGGCAUGUCCGACGUCUGGCUCACCAUGCUUAGCAUGAUCGUGGGCGCCACCUGCUACGCCAUGUUCAUCGGCCACGCCACCGCCCUCAUCCAGUCCCUGGACUCCUCCCGACGCCAGUACCAGGAGAAGUACAAGCAGGUGGAGCAGUACAUGUCCUUCCACAAGCUCCCGCCCGACACGCGGCAGCGCAUCCACGACUACUACGAGCACCGCUACCAGGGCAAGAUGUUCGACGAGGACAGCAUCCUGGGCGAGCUCAGCGAGCCGCUGCGGGAGGAAAUCAUCAACUUUAACUGCCGGAAACUGGUGGCCUCCAUGCCACUGUUCGCCAAUGCAGACCCCAACUUCGUGACAUCCAUGCUGACCAAGCUGCGCUUCGAGGUCUUCCAGCCGGGCGACUACAUCAUCCGCGAAGGCACCAUCGGCAAGAAGAUGUACUUCAUCCAGCACGGCGUGGUCAGCGUGCUCACCAAGGGCAACAAGGAGACCAAGUUGGCAGAUGGCUCCUACUUUGGAGAGAUCUGCCUGCUAACGCGGGGCCGGCGCACCGCCAGCGUGAGGGCUGACACCUACUGCCGCCUGUAUUCGCUGAGCGUGGACAACUUCAACGAGGUGCUGGAGGAGUACCCCAUGAUGCGGCGGGCCUUCGAGACAGUGGCGCUGGACCGCCUGGACCGCAUCGGCAAGAAGAACUCCAUCCUCCUCCACAAAGUCCAGCAUGACCUCAACUCAGGUGUCUUCAACUACCAGGAGAAUGAGAUCAUCCAGCAGAUCGUGCAGCACGACCGCGAGAUGGCUCACUGUGCGCACCGCGUGCAGGCUGCGGCCUCCGCCACGCCCACCCCCACGCCCGUCAUCUGGACCCCGCUGAUCCAGGCGCCUCUGCAGGCUGCCGCUGCCACCACGUCCGUGGCCAUAGCCCUCACUCACCACCCACGCCUGCCUGCUGCCAUCUUCCGCCCGCCCCCGGGGCCCGGCCUCGGCAGCCUCGGGGCGGGGCAGACACCCAGGCAUCUGAAGCGGCUGCAGUCUUUGAUCCCUUCUGCACUGGGCUCCGCCUCACCCACCAGCAGCCCGUCCCAGGUGGGCACGCCGUCUUCCUCUUCCUUCCACAUCCAACAGCUGGCCGGAUUCUCUGCCCCUGCUGGACUGAGCCCCCUCCUGCCUUCAUCCAGCUCUUCUCCACCAGCAGGGGGCGGUGGCUCCUCUCCUGCUCCCACGCCCUCCGCCAACACAGCCGCCACCACUACAGCCGGAUUUGGCCACUUCCAUAAAGCACUGGGUGGUUCCCUCUCCUCAUCGGACUCACCCCUGCUCACCCCACUGCAGCCGGGUGCCCACUCCCCACAGGCUAACCAGCCACCACCCCCACUGCCAGGGGCACGGGGAGGCCUGGGACUCCUGGAGCACUUCCUGCCACCCCCACCCUCAUCCAGGUCCCCAUCAUCUAGCCCAGGGCAGCUGGGCCAGCCUCCUGGGGAGCUGUCUCCAGGUCUGGCUGCUGGCCCACUGAGUACACCAGAGACACCUCCACGGCAGCCUGAGCUGCCAUCACUGGCGGGGGCCUCUGGGGGGGCUUCUCCUAUAGCCUUUACCCCCCGAGGAGGUCUCAGCCCCCCUGGCCACAGCCCAGGCCCCCCAAGAACUUUCCCAAGUGCUCCACCCCGGGCCUCUGGCUCCCAUGGUUCCUUGCUCUUGCCACCUGUAUCCAGCCCUCCACCGCCCCAGGUUCCCCAGCGCCGGGGCACGCCGCCCCUCACCCCAGGCCGCCUCACCCAGGACCUCAAGCUCAUCUCAGCCUCUCAGCCGGCCCUGCCCCAGGACGGGGCGCAGACUCUCCGCAGAGCCUCCCCACACUCUUCUGGGGAGUCUGUGGCUGCCUUCCCACUCUUCCCCAGAGCUGGGGUUUGCAGUGGGAGCAGCAGCGGCCUCAGCAUCCCCGGGAGGCCCUUUGGUGCCACCCCUGGCCAGCAUGUCACUCUGCCUCGGAAGACAUCCUCAGGUUCUUUGCCACCCCCUCUUUCUUUGUUUGGGGCAAGAGCCGCCUCUUCUGGGGGGCCCCCUCCGACCGCUGCUGCCCAGAGGGAACCUGGGGCCAGGUCCGAGCCAGUGCGAUCCAAACUGCCAUCCAACCUGUAACCUGGGCCCCUCCCUCUCCUCUCUCUCCUCUUCCUUCAGGUUUAACUGUGAUUUAGGAGAUAUACCAAUAACAAUAAUAAUCAUCAUUUUAAAAAACUCACACCAGAAAAACAAAAGACAGCAGAAAAUAACCAGGUAUUCUUAGAGCUAUAGAUUUUUGGUCACUUGCUUUUAUAGACUAUUUUAAUACUUAGCACUAGAGGGAGGGGGUGGAGCAGGAAAGGCCCAAAUGCAGAAGCCAGAGGAAGGCUGGGGGAGUGGCUGGAGCUUGGCAGAGGUGGGGGCGACCCUGUUUGGGGUUCCUAGAGCAGAUCUGUCAUUGUAUUUGUUUUAGGGCACCAGCCACCACCAGCCCCUUAGCUGUGAACUUGGUGCCUCUCUUUGCUUGGGGUCGUCUUGUUCCCUGGAAAAGGGGCUGUCCUGGGGUGCGUUCCUGGGGAGCCUCGGUCACCUGAGUCUUUGGAACACAAUGGGGCCAGGGUCCUGAGAAUCUUGCAUUUUUUUACUGCAAACUUAGCAAGAUAUGUAUAUGUAUAUGUAUGUAAUAUGUGUAUAUGUAUAAGCUAUGUAGCGCUCUAUAGAGCCAUGUAGAUAGCCGCACACAUGUGUGCACACAUGUGUGCAGUCUAGUUUAAUCCCAUGUUGCCAGGACACCCAGGUCACCUUACAUCUGCAGCCCACCGCCCUCCGUGGCCUACAGGCUGAGCACUGCAGGGUCCGAGGGAGGCAUUCUUUCCAGUCCUCAGGGAAGAUGACUCUGAGACCUCUCAGUGGGCCCCCCAUCUCCCCGUGUCUGGUCUCAUAUCCAGUCCUAGCCUGACCUCACCGCCCCGGAAGUGGAGGACUCAGCUGUGCUUCUCCUGCAGGUCCUCAAGGACAUCCUGUCCCCUCUGUCCCCCCGUUUCCCCACCUGUGUGGUGGGAGGCAAGGGGGCUUCUGCUCGAGUCCGCUCUGCGCCAGGCGCCAGCUCAGCCCUUGCCACACACGCACCACUUCAGUCUCACAAAACCCAUGAGGCAGGCCCUUCGAUUCUCCCCAGUUCACAGAUGAGGAAAUUUGAGGUUGGGUAAUUUUUCCAGAAUCAUGUAACUAGAAGUGGCAGAGCUGGGACCGAUCUGAGAUUCGAAUUCAUGCUUGCCUAAGGCCGACACUUAGAUUCUUUCCAUUAAGAACUUUUGAGAGGGGCUGUUAAGCAGUCUUCAAGCAUGGUGUAGAGGGAAGAGACCACAUUUUGGAGGCAACCAGACCUGGUUCGAAUCCCUGCCCUGCCUUAGCUGUGUGAUCUUGAGCAAGUUACAUGACCUUUCUGAGUCUGUUACCUCAUAUGGGGACGCCUCACAAGGAUGUGUGAG
Molecule: messenger RNA, 5649 nt
Organism: Phyllostomus discolor (pale spear-nosed bat)
Lineage: Eukaryota; Metazoa; Chordata; Mammalia; Chiroptera; Phyllostomidae
Gene: HCN4
Product: hyperpolarization activated cyclic nucleotide gated potassium channel 4
Exons: 8
Coding region: 704-4297 (1197 amino acids)
Biological process (GO): potassium ion transport; transmembrane transport
Cellular component (GO): membrane
Molecular function (GO): voltage-gated potassium channel activity
Source: RefSeq, a predicted model, not a curated record